CUUUAUCAUACUGUCUCUUGGAACCUAGACGGCACAUCAGCCAAGGGAGAGCAGAAAGCAUAAACUGAGGUGACAACCUUGACAAUGACAUAUAACAAAUUCUUCAGUGUUGUCCUCUUUUUUUUCUGUGCCCUGUCUGAGGCACUAGCAGAGAGCGCUGCGCCUUGCUAUAGGAUUGAGCCGGGGACAAUGGCAGGCAUCAUCUGUGCCGAUGUGUUGCUGACUGUUAUCAUUGUCAUUGUCACCUACCGAUGUGCCAGCCUGCGGCGUCAGAGGAUAGAAAAUGCUAACAAGGUGUAUAUGAAUGUCCGGGCCAACUGCAAAACCUGAUCCAAAAGUGAUGCAGUACAUCAGAAAAUAAUGUGCGAUGUUUUAACAAUGUUUUUCUCAUUUUUUAUAUCAUCAUCAAUAAUAGAAUUGAGACAGUAUAUUGUAGUUUUUAUUUACAUUAACCAACACAAGACCAAAAAAAUACAUUCAACACCCAACCCUCCCUAUUUCAGACAUAACAUCAUAAGGUCAGAAGAUAAUACAUAUACUUUUUUUUUUUACAAACACACUAUGCAUAUAAGGACCUGUACAUAUAUUCCACAUAUUACAUUCGAACAAAAACUUCUGCUCUUUUUUGUGUUUAUCACUGUAAUUCUUAUGAUGUCUCAUUCUUUGUGUUUUUCCUGUGGAAGCUCUCUUAGGUUAUCAUUUUUCAUAAAGUCUUUAAAUUAUUUCCAUAUUACUUCCAACUUAUUUUUCAGGAUGUAUGUUAUUCUCUCCAUCAGCAUACAGUUGACCAUAUUUUUAAUCCAUGCACCUAUAUUAGGUGCAACCGUUUUCUUCCAGUUGAUAGCAUUAUUUAUCUUGCCUAAAGAAUUAAGACGACUAUGAAUUUGUAUUCUUUGUUUCUUAAUUUGAGAUUUAAUGGCUGUAAAUGCAACAAUAUCAUUUCAGAUUCUAAAGGAAUAUUUAUAGAAGAAAUUAUCUUUAUCUCUGCCCUCCAAACUGUUUGGAUUUCAACACAUUCCCAAAUUUAAUGAAUAAACAUUCCUUGAACAUAUUUGCAUUUGAAACACAUAUCGGGUAUAUGACUGUUAUAUUUAUGUAAUUUAACAGGAGUUAUAUAAGUCUGUAUUAGCCAAUUAUACUGGAGAAGUCUUAAAACAGUCUUGGCAGUUUUUGUUCAAGCCUUUUCCAUUUAUUGUUGCACUCUUCACUUUGAAGUCUAACUUCCAUAUCUCAAGUUUGGGUACUGAAGUUUCAUCCUCCUAACCAGACAAAAGUCAUCUGAUUAUUACUGAGAUCACACCAUUGCUAUUGAAAUUGUUGAUCAUAAGUGCCUCUAAGGCUGAAAGAGCUGGAAUAGUUUUGCAUUGGAUAUAUAUGAAACGUCUUAGUUUGACUUAGGAGUAUUUAAAGAAGUGUUUCCUUGGAGAUGUUAGAGAGAUGCCAUCUAAACAUCUGUUUUUAAAGGGCCAGUCCUCGGUCUUUUUCUUGCCCAUAUUUGAAAUCCACCAUCUUGCCUGCCUGCGUGAAUGAACCCUAUAAUAAUGCGUGAUUUCAAGCUUACAGUUUUUUUUUAAGUAUAUAACAAAAUAUGAUAAAGAUUAUGUAUUUUAUUAUUUCACAAUAAACACAAUAAUACUGUCUUCAGCAGGGCAUAUCUCUUCUUAUUUUCUACAGUUACAAUACAUUUUAGAUUUAAAAAAUCUAAUGUUUUUAUCUAAUUAAAAAGUUACAAUUACUAUUACAAGAAUGCACUUUUUUGUUUGUUUGUUUGUUUGUUUGUUUUUCUCCCCCACAAUGUUUACUUGAGUUCCCGAGCUUUCUGCAUGGAGAUAAUUAAAAAGCCUCUUUAGUAGUUGGUGUUUUCUUCAAAAUGCAAUGAUGGGCCGGGAGGCAUUUAGGUAUGUUACCAGCAUCAAAAGAUGAAUUGGAGUAAUUAAAAAAUAUUCAUAAAGAUAGUUGGAGUUUAUAAAGAUUAAUGUCAAUGAAGAAAGAUAUUUUUAAUUCCACAGAAAAUUAGUAAAACAGAGUUUUCUUUCAAGAUGUGUUUGAUAAUGUUUUAAAAUUUAAAGAUGCCUAUUUUCUGCAUUUGAAAUGUAUUUGUUUCAGUAGUUGUUACGCUUAUCAUGUUUAUCCUGGUGUACAAAGGUUUCAUGUAAGCCGAGUGAGUCACACGGAGAAGCAGAUCAGAUUAGUGGCAGACUGUAGAAGACUGUCUAUGAGUUGAUACUGUGGUUAAACACCUUUCUGUCGUUUCAAUGUAAACACAAUAAA
Cheilinus undulatus (humphead wrasse) is the source of this 2271-nucleotide messenger RNA. It is a transcript of the gene hcst, whose product is annotated as hematopoietic cell signal transducer. Gene Ontology annotation, biological process: regulation of immune response; positive regulation of phosphatidylinositol 3-kinase/protein kinase B signal transduction. Bases 85 to 330 code for a protein of 81 amino acids. Lineage: Eukaryota; Metazoa; Chordata; Actinopteri; Labriformes; Labridae. Gene Ontology annotation, molecular function: phosphatidylinositol 3-kinase binding; signaling receptor binding. The record is from RefSeq and is a predicted model, not a curated record. Gene Ontology annotation, cellular component: membrane. The transcript has 5 exons.